CACUAACUGCGUCUGAGCUGGGAGAGAGAGAGGCGAGGAGAGGAGAGGAGAAUCACGAGCGUAUCACAAUUUACCACAGCGGACUAUCCAUCUGAAGCCCGCGAGCGAUGGAGGAAGGGAGAGACAGAGAAACACCAGGCGUAGACUAAGGGGAGUGGGGGAGAAAGAAAAAACGAUUUGGUAUCUUUUACUUCGUGCUCCUGAGAGACGGAAAAAAAAUGCCGGAGAUAUUUUUUCUCCAGAGAGUGUUUUGAAGCAAAACAUCGGGCGCGAAAGCAACCAGAAAUGCGACCAUUUCAGAAAAAGGACACUUGUUUUUGUCUUUCCGGUUGAUUCGUUUUACAGUAUUGCAUGACUGUACCAUAUAACGUUUCCAACUAAGUAUCGUAGCGUGGUAUUUUUAUUGUCAUUUUUUUGGUAUUGACAUUUUUUAAAUCGCCGACUCAAUAUUUACAUUUAUUCCCUGAUAUAUUGUGGCUUCAACAAAAGACUGAACGCGCGAUCCGGCGGACCGGGUCAGUGUACACUCGAGGAUUUGAGGUGUUCUCAUAGUUGCACUGACUCGCACAGUCCUCUCUAGCGCCGAAUUGAAUCGAACCGAACCGGACUCCACACCGCCGGACAAAUGAUGAGGUGAGCGGUGUCUAUUAGGGUCCUCUCCGCGGGUGGGUGCUCACCGCUCGGUCAGGAUGUUCGUGUCCGUGUGGUAUGCCAAGAAAAUGGGCCGGCGGUUCAUCAACAACGUCCGCAAAGCCAAGAGACAGCGACAUAGAAUGAUGGCCAACUCCCCUCCUGUAGUGGUAAACACAGAUACUCUUGAUGGCUCCCCCUAUGUGAAUGGGACGGAUGGAGAAAUAGAAUAUGAAGAGAUUACACUGGAGCGGGGGAACUCUGGCCUGGGGUUCAGCAUUGCUGGGGGGACAGAUAACCCCCAUGUUGGGGAUGACCCCAGCAUCUUCAUCACCAAGAUCAUCCCAGGAGGCGCGGCCGCCCAGGAUGGCAGACUCAGGGUGAAUGACAGCAUCCUGUUUGUGAAUGACGUGGACGUGCGAGAGGUGACCCACAGCUUGGCGGUGGAGGCACUCAAGGAGGCAGGCGCCAUCGUGCGACUCUACGUACUGCGCAGGAAGCCAGUAGCCGAGAGAGUCACCGAGAUCAAACUUAUUAAGGGCCCCAAAGGUCUGGGUUUCAGUAUAGCUGGGGGUGUGGGUAACCAGCAUAUUCCUGGAGACAACAGCAUCUACGUCACCAAGAUCAUAGAGGGGGGGGCUGCACACAGGGACGGACGGCUACAGAUUGGGGACAAAAUUCUGGCUGUGAACAACGUGUGCCUGGAGGACGUCAUGCAUGAGGACGCGGUGGGGGCGCUGAAGAACACGGCCGAGGUGGUGUACCUGAGAGUGGCCAAGCCCACCACCCUGUACCUGAGCAACUCCUACAACCCGCCUGAUAUAACCAGCUCGUACUCACACCUGGAUAAUGAGGUGGGCCACCCCAACUACCUGGGCUCAGAGUACCCACAAGCCCUCACUCCCACCUCCCCUAGCAGAUACUCGCCAAUCAUGAAGGGCAUGCUGGGAGAGGAUGAUAUUCCCAGAGAGCCCAGGAGGGUUCUGAUCCACCGCGGCUCCACGGGUUUGGGCUUCAAUAUCGUCGGGGGAGAGGAUGGAGAGGGCAUCUUCAUCUCCUUCAUCCUGGCAGGGGGUCCGGCUGACCUGAGCGGGGAACUGCGCAAGGGGGACCAGAUACUGAGCGUGAAUGGGGUGGACCUCCGGAGUGCCACACAUGAGCAGGCAGCAGCUGCCCUGAAGAAUGCCGGGCAGACAGUCACCAUCAUCGCCCAGUACAGACCAGAGGAGUACAGUCGGUUUGAGGCGAAGAUCCACGACCUGCGGGAGCAACUGAUGAACAGCAGCAUGGGGUCUGGAACCCUGAGGGGCACCGCCAAGAGAGGCUUCUACAUCAGGGCCCUGUUUGAUUACGAUAAGACAGCGGACUGCGGCUUCCUCAGCCAGGCCAUGGGCUUCCGCUUUGGGGAGGUUCUGCACGUCCUGGACUGCGGGGAUGAGGAGUGGUGGCAGGCCCGUCGGGUCAGCCCUGAGGGCGAGACUGACGAGAUCGGGUUCAUACCGAGCAAGAGGAGAGUGGAACGGAAAGAGUGGUCUCGCUUGAAAGCCAAAGAGAGGGACCGCAGUAGAGACAGUUUAGGCUCUCAAGGGAGAGAAGACUCUAUACAAAGUUACGAGACUGUAACCCAAGUGGAAGUUCACUACGCAAGGCCAAUCAUCAUCUUGGGUCCCACAAAGGACAGGGUGAACGAUGACCUGCUCUCCGAAUUCCCCGACAAGUUUGGGUCCUGCGUUCCCCACACCACGCGGCCCAAACGGGAGUACGAAGUGGACGGGAGAGACUACCACUUUGUGUCGUCACGGGAACAGAUGGAGAAGGACAUUCAGAGCCAUCGCUUUAUCGAGGCGGGGCAGUACAACAGCCACCUGUAUGGCACCAGCGUCCAGAGCGUCCGGCAGGUGGCAGAGCAGCAGGGGAAGCACUGUAUCCUGGACGUUUCAGCCAACGCUGUACGCAGACUACAAGCUGCUCAGCUCCACCCAAUUGCCAUCUUCAUCCGGCCCAAAUCACUGGAGAAUGUGCUAGAGAUCAACACACGCCUCACAGAGGAGCAGGCCCGGAAGGCAAUGGACCGGGCAGUCAAACUGGAGCAGGAUUUCAUCGAGUGCUUCUCAGCCAUCGUGGAAGGGGACAGCUUUGAGGAGAUCUACCACAAAGUGAAGACCGUGAUCGAGGAGCAGUCCGGGCCCUACAUCUGGAUCCCCACCAGGGGGAGACUGUGAGGCCUUCGCGGUGUCUGUCCAAAGCCCACUUCCUUCUGCCCAGUUACGCCUGCACUGUGAGAGAUGGAGAGACAGAGAGAGAGAGAGAGAGAGAGAAAGAGAGGAAGGAGACAGAGAGAGGAAGAGACGGCUGUCUGCACUCUUUCCCCUCCAAGGAGCGUGGCGGUCAGAGACACGGACCGCGUGCCCCGUCCGUCCGCCCUGCCGUCCGUGUGUCUCUCUUCGCGUUCCCGUGCACAAACAUCUCUCUCACGGCCUGCGGCGAUCCAGGAGAGAGAGAGAAAGAAAGAGACAAAGAGGAGGAGAAAGAGAGAGAGGAAGGAGCAAGAGGGGCUUAGGGAUAAGCACAGGGAAACAGCCCCCCCCUCCCAAUCCAUCCCACCUCCUCCUUUCCCUUUCUUUCCCCUUUACCUGUCCCC
Molecule: messenger RNA, 3271 nt
Organism: Megalops cyprinoides (Indo-Pacific tarpon)
Lineage: Eukaryota; Metazoa; Chordata; Actinopteri; Elopiformes; Megalopidae
Gene: dlg4a
Product: disks large homolog 4
Exons: 21
Coding region: 690-2852 (720 amino acids)
Biological process (GO): AMPA glutamate receptor clustering; postsynaptic neurotransmitter receptor diffusion trapping; chemical synaptic transmission
Cellular component (GO): neuron projection; neuromuscular junction; postsynaptic density membrane
Molecular function (GO): kinase binding
Source: RefSeq, a predicted model, not a curated record